AGUUUAUUUGUUUAGAGACGAAGCACAAAAACUCCAACGCUUAAACCCUAAUCGGAAAAAAUCUCACCGCCGUAUCUCUUCUUAUGUCAUGGGGUUCUUCGACCUAAACGUACCGUACACCUACCCCUCCUCCCAAUCAGGCGGGAAGGAAGUCGCCGUCGUAAACAAACUCCGCGUAAAGCUCGCCACGAAAGCCAUGGAACUCGGCUACGUCGGAAUCGCACAUAACCACUCGAUCGGAGGCGUAACGAUGACGGAGAAGGACUCUUGCACGAUCCCUCUCCUCGCUCUCGGAUCUCUCGUCAAAGCCGCUCCGCGACUAUCAUCCUCCGUCGCGUUCCAUCGCGACUUGCUCGGCGUCCCUCGAUCCACUCCGUUUCGGCAGUACACGCGCGUCACCGUCAAAUUGGAGACUAAGGCUCAGUGCCUGGGGUUGAACUCUGGUAAUCCGGUUCUGAAGAGCUACGAUAUCGUUGCUGUUAGGCCGAUGAAUCAGUACGCGUUCGAUCAAGCUUGUACCAAAGCUGAGGUUGAUAUCAUCUCGAUUGAUUUCUCGAAUUUGCUGUUUCGAUUGAUGCAUCCCUCUGUCAAAGCUGCUAUUAAGCGAGGUGUUUACUUUGAGAUCAAGUACUCUGAUCUGUUGAAGGAUGCAGAGAAGAGGAGGCAAGUUAUAGCUAAUGCUAAGUUACUGGUGGAUUGGACUAAAGGGAAGAAUCUGAUUAUAUCGAGUGGUUCUCCUUCAGUCAUUGAACUCAGAGGUCCAAACGAUGUUAUCAACCUCAUGUCCUUGCUUGGACUCUCUGCUGAAAGAGCCAGAGCUGCCAUUUCAAAGAACUGCAGGAAUAUGAUAGCCAAGAUUUUAAAGAAGAAGCGGUUUCACAAAGAAGCUGUCAAGGUUGAGUUACUUUCUUCUAGCGAUGAUACCUUUGGCCUCGAACAGAAUACGAGUGGAGAUUUCAUGAAAUGGGAUCCCAUCUCAAGUGGCGAAGGCGACAUGCUCUUGGAAGAUCUCGCAAAGGCUUUUGAUGCCACCACACGUUCUGUGGCGCACAAAUCGUCUAAGGCGAUUGAUGUCACCUCCGAUCGUAAAGGCUUGCCAUCACAUGGUUUCCGGCUCACUGAAAUUCUUGGAAAUGAACCUUCGACUCAGCCACCUGCAGCUAAGAUGAUUGACGCAUCAGUGCACUGCAAGAAUCAAGUUUCUGAAGUAUGCAUGGCUGAUUCUGCUUGGUCUGUUGAUAAUCUUCGGGAAAACGAAACCAUUUGCCAAAUUGAGAUAUCUGAAGAUGACAACAAAAUGGUACCUACAACUAUUGACCCCCUGAGGAAAUGCAGUGCCAGCCAGGGACAUGGGCUUUUGGUGCAAGAUCAAGAAUCUGCAUCAUUUACAGUUAAAAAAUGUACAGAUUCAGCUGCAGCUUCUGAUGUUAACAUACAGACUGAGUUGGAGUCGGAAGAUAAAUCAAUGUCGCCGCUAAAAAGCGGUCGGGGGUUCCCACGAAGUCCUGUUGAAAAGUCAAACAUGGAAACUAUUCUAGUUCAUGAUGAAGUCUCACUGGACGGAGUCAGCAAAGGAGGAGCUAUUUCAGGUCAUGCUAAGAUUGAGCACUCUGCAUCCAUUGCUGGUAAUGAUGAUGAUGAUGAGAUGAAAAUCGAUGCUUCCUUGGAAGCAAAUCACGACGAGUACAUGGAGGUGACAAUGGAAGACCAGAAGCAUGAAACAGGUGAAAGUAAUCUUCCUAACUUACCCUCCUAUGAGACUACUGAUUUGCUAAAAGAAUCAGGUAACUCUCUCAGUUCAGAGGCAGUUGGACAAGACCAUGACCAAGUAUCAAUGUUAGACUCCAGUGAGGCAGAGCCAUACAACAACACCUUUGAGAUAACAAAGGAAAGCGAGACAGAAACCGAAACUAAUCAACAAGCCCAUGUCCAAACCUCUGAAAGAAACAAUGCCAGAAAAUCAGGUAAGGUACGAGCUAAGAGGAGUUGGGUUAGAUUAACGCACCUACAACCUUUGAAGCCUUUUCUACUUCAACGUUUCAAACGAAUCAGUAAAAGACGAAAACAUAGAAGAGGUUGAUGACUCUUAAACCUAGUGAAGUUUUUGAUCAUUAAUUAUUGUAAACGUACGCAAGUCUCGUGGUUUUGUUGUUGAACCGAUCAUAUAAGUGAGGGAAAAGAAAGCAAAAAAAUUAUUCAUAAAGUU
This is a messenger RNA of Raphanus sativus (radish), 2206 nucleotides long. RefSeq names its product protein GAMETOPHYTE DEFECTIVE 1. The transcript is spliced from 6 exons. Gene Ontology annotation, molecular function: RNA binding. Bases 89 to 2080 code for a protein of 663 amino acids. The record is from RefSeq and is a predicted model, not a curated record. NCBI's taxonomy places the organism in Eukaryota, Viridiplantae, Streptophyta, Magnoliopsida, Brassicales, Brassicaceae. Gene Ontology annotation, biological process: tRNA processing. Gene Ontology annotation, cellular component: nucleolar ribonuclease P complex.